Durio zibethinus is the source of this 818-nucleotide messenger RNA. Its product is annotated as COP9 signalosome complex subunit 8-like. Gene Ontology annotation, biological process: protein deneddylation; COP9 signalosome assembly. The record is from RefSeq and is a predicted model, not a curated record. Lineage: Eukaryota; Viridiplantae; Streptophyta; Magnoliopsida; Malvales; Malvaceae. Gene Ontology annotation, cellular component: COP9 signalosome.
CCCCGAAGAAAACAAUCCAAAAUAAAAAUUGUACAAACAAGAAAAUCAGAAGAGGGAAAGCAGGCAAGAAGCGAAGAUGGAUUUUAGUGUUCUCAAUGAAGCAUUGGCCUCCAAAUCCUUCGAUAAGAUCGCUGAUAUAUGCGACAAUCUCAUACUUCAGGUAGCAGCGGAGGGCGUUCCUUUUCAAGACGAAUGGCCUUUCACAAUUCAUCUUCUCGGCCACAUCUACGUUGAUGAUAUUAAUAGUGCAAGGUUUCUUUGGAAAUCGAUACCUCCGGCAAUCAAGGAGAGCCAACCAGAGUUGGUUGCAGCCUGGAAAAUCGGUCAGAAGCUGUGGACGAGGGACUAUGCUGGUGUCUAUGAAGCUAUUCGCGGCUUUGAUUGGAUUCAAGAAACUGAAGUUCUUAUUGCUGCUUUCUCAGAGCUUAACACUAAGAGGAUGUUUGAACUGCUGCUAUCUGCUUAUUCAACAAUAAGCAUCCAUGAUGCAGCUCAAUUUCUUGGAAUGAGUGAGGAAGAUGUCACAAAUUAUGUACUCCGGCAAGGCUGGACGGUCGAUUCUGAUUCUCAAAUGCUUACUGUGACAAAGCAGGCUAUUGUGAGAGAGCAGAAACUAGAUCCUGGCAAAUUGCAGUGCCUGACGGAAUAUGUCUUCCACCUUGAACAUUAAAUGAUUUGUAACUUUUGAGCUUCUUUAAGCAAGUUAAUGCUUCUAAUAUUUGUCAAAAUUUUGGGAGCUUCUUCAAACUUCAUUCACCUUUGCUUUUAUGUUUGGAACAGUUUCAGUUGAAUAUCUAAUCUAUGUGUAAUUUUAAAGC